AGCCCCCAGCCCGGCCUGGUCCCUGCCCCGGGGGGCCCCGCUCGGAGGGAAGGCUGAGGAAUCAUGUCCACGUGUCGCUCCAGAUCCUCCCGUCUUCCAGGGGACGGGGAAGGGACAUGGCUGUGAUGGAGCCAGCUCAGAUGCCGGUGACCUUCGAGGAGGUGGCUGUGUAUUUCACCCAGGGGCAGGGAGCUCUGCUGGACCCCGCUCAGAGAGCCCUCUACAGGGACGUCAUGCAGGAGAACCAUGAGAUGGUGACCUCGCUGGGAUUCCCCGUUCCCAAACCUGACCUGAUCACCCAGCUGGAACGAGGGGAAGAGCCGUGGGUCCUGGAUCUCCAGGCCUCUGAGGAAAGUGUGAGCCUGAAAGGCACCCGCACAGGUGAUAGGACAGCAAGUGAGAACAAAGAGGAGAAUCAGCAGCAGGAAGGUCCUGAGCAAGUGGAACCGCAGGAGAGGUUUUUGAGCAGAACUGAAGGGAAUUUUUCCCAGUGCUUGGAACAGGGAAAUGCCUGGGGAGAUCGACACAGAUCAGAAAUGCAGCUGGGAAACUAUCCCAGUAAGAAACUGGAUGUAUCCUCUGAAUGUGAUGGAGGAUGGAAGGAUCCCAAGGAAACCACCAUCCAGAAGACAAGUCACAAUGAAGAGAAGCCCUACAGAUGCCUUGAGUGUGGAAAAAGAUUCCAUUUCAGUGAAAACCUUCUUACACAUCGAAGAAGCCACACAGGAGAGAAGCCCUACGAAUGCUUGGACUGUGGGAAGAGCUUCCGUGAGAGGUCAAGCUUUACUACACACCAGAGACUGCAUACAGGAGAGAGACCCUAUAAAUGCUUUGACUGUGGGAAGAGCUUCAUACAGAAGUCAAGGCUUACUGUACACCAGAGAGUACACACAGGAGAGAGACCCUAUAUAUGCUGUGAGUGUGGGAAAGGUUUUAUUCGGAGCUCAGAGCUUAUUAGACAUGAGAUCACCCACACAGGAGAGAGACCCUUUAAAUGCCAUGAGUGUGGGAAAAGUUUUAAUCAUAACUCACUGCUUAUUACACAUCAGCGAACCCACACAGGAGAGAGACCUUAUAAAUGCCUUGAGUGUGGGAAAGGGUUUAUUCAGAAUGCAACACUUAUUGCACAUGAGAGAACUCACACUGGCGAGAGCCCCUAUGAAUGCCAUGAGUGUGGGAAAAGCUUUAGUAAGAGCUCAGCGCUUUUAACUCAUGAGAGAACCCACACAGGGGAGAGACCCUAUAAAUGCCUUGAGUGUGGGAAAGGUUUUAUUGAGAACUCAGCACUUACCAGACAUAGGAGAAUCCACACCGGAGAAAGACCCUAUAAAUGCCAAGAGUGUGGGAAAAGUUUCAAUGUGAAAUCAACCCUUAAUGCACAUCAGAAAACCCACACAGGAGAGAGACCCCAUAAAUGCUUUGACUGUGGGAAAAGCUUCAUUCAGAAGUCAAAGCUUAGUGAACACCAGAGAGAACAUACAGGAGAGAGACCAUAUAAAUGCCUUGACUGUGAGAAAAGUUUCCCUGACAGAAUAAAACUUACUAGACAUCAGAGAAUCCAUACGGGAGAGAGGCCCCAUAAAUGCUUCAGCUGUGGGAAAAGCUUCGUACUCAACUCAAGGCUUAUUGUACACCAGAGAGUGCACACGGGAGAGAAACCCUUUAAAUGCCAUGAAUGUGGGAAAAGUUUUAGUCAAAGUGCAACGCUUAUUAUACAUCAGCGAACCCACACAGGAGAGAGACCCUAUGGAUGCCUUGACUGUGAGAAAAGUUUUAUCUCAACUUCAGCCCUUAGUAUACAUCGCAAAAUCCACACAGGAGAGAGACCCUUUAAAUGCCACGAGUGCGGGAAAACUUUCAGUUACCGCUCAAAUCUUACUAAACAUGGAGAAAUCCACACCAGAAAGAUGCACUAUAAAUGCCUUGACUGUGGGGAAAGCUUCAAUAAGAGCUCAGCGCUGACCAAACAUGAGAGAAUCCAGAAGGGUGAGAGACCCUAGGAAUAGGGGAGCUUGGGUGCUGGGGCUAUCGAGUGUUUGGGGAUGAUGGGAUAAGAGGGGAGGGAGAGCACAGGGGUAGCAAGGUGCUGCUUCAUCACUCACCCCUCUGCCACGUCUCCCUGCCCCCGCUGGAUUCAGACAGCACCAUUAACAGAGACUGAUUCCCACAGGGCCUUUUGUUGGCAGUCUGGAUUUCCCACCUCUGCUACAGUAGCAUCAGCCUGUGGGAGGGAAGCAGUCUUGCCUAGUGGACAGAGCACUGGCCUGGGACUCAGGAGACCUAAGCUCUGUUCCUAACGCUGCCAGCAGCUUGCGGGGUGACCUGAGACAAAUCUGUGCCUUCCAGAGAGGGAAUAAAUGGGGAGUGAUAAUAUCAGCCUCCGAGGGUCUGUCUAGGGCAGGAGAAGUAGUUGGGGUUAGCUAGGGCGUAUCCUUUGUUCCUCCACCCCUUUUUCUAGUCUAGACUGAUGCUGAGCAGUUUAUUCCAGUCCCCCAUUAGCAAAGUGAUUGUUAGAGUCACUAAGUCCCCCCUUUGCAGUGAGAUUGUCUCAUUCCCAGAUAUCUUCACAUUGCUCCAGAUUAUGCAGAAAAGCAUGUAAAUUUUUUUUUUUUUUUUUGCUGUUUCUCCCUUUUACGCUAGCAUUCAAUAGAGAUUAAAAGAGCUGGAUGAGGGAUAGCAAAAUAAUGUGGUGGUUUCGCUUCUGUAUUAUUUGAAGGGGAUGAGAUGGGUCUGGGGAGUAGCUCCCUCCCGCCCCCAUCAGCUUCACACAUCUUCUCUGACAGAGCAACCUCUGCCCAAGCCGUGCAGAGUUUAUCCUUUUCCCUUUCUACCCCUCCACCUUCACGUGUGUCAUUUACCAUAGUGUCCUUUCCCCACCAUGCUUAGGAAUCAGGCUUUGAUUCCUUUGAUCCUCAGUCAGGCCCCUGAGGGCUUGAGACAAAAAUGUCACAUUCCUGAAGAGGGAAUUGAACCCCAAAGCAUGGUUUGAGCUUCAAUCCCAGCCUCUGUCUAUUGGUAAAGUGGCAUCUGGAGUUUUUCCAGCCAAAUCCAGAUCAUUUGUAGAUAGGAAGUUUUUGGUUGUUUGUCUUUUCUUCCUCUUUCUUUUUUGACGAUGAUGCUAAAGCUUUUGUCAGUAACCAGUCAAAUAAUGCGGGGGUGCAGAGGAAAGGAGCUUUAGCCUGAUCAGCAGGAAAUGGGCAAAUUUGUUCCCAAGAUUUGAGUUUUAGGAUUCUCUGGGAUUUCACUUCAUGAACAGGAAAGUGGUUUCUAGCCCGCCCUGGAGUGUGGGCUUUUUUUCUCUUUUAGUUGAAUUCUGUUCUGUCAUGUAUUUGACAUUAAAUUAGUUUGACAGGAUAUAACUCAGAUUUCUGGGGGACUUCAAAAGAGAAAUGAUAAUUUGCCACAAUAGCCUUUACUGAUUUUCUUUUCACAUCAGAUUUUCUUCUUCUUUGAACAAUGAAAAUGACCAGUGUCUCUUAGGAAAACAAUGUUGGUGAGUGCUGGAUACGCACUCCAGGAGUCAGGGACUGAAAUGGGGAAGGAAGUGACUGCCUGAUACCUGCAAAGAUGUGAGAUACAGUCAGGAUGGGGAGAGGAAGGGUGGGUGGGUGGCGGUGGGCAGGGCCUUGAAAGGGCACUGUUUGCUCUUACGAGCCAGAGAGCUGAGUCUGAGAACUGUGAACUCACUGCACAUGUCCCAGAGAGAGAGGAAAUGUCCUACAAGUGCUGGGUGAAGUCGUCCUUGAACUCUGAAGGGCUACAAAUGAAGCCCCAAGAGGACUGAUGUGGAGAGGGGUUGGUGACUCCCCAUUGCUGAGAGGAGGAGGCCGGGCAAAUGCCUCUCUCAUGGAUUGUUAGUGCUUUUCUACCAGCUUUAAUGUGUUCCUCUUUUCCUGGGGUGUAUGUGUGGCUUGAGCAGCAAUGUGCUGAGCUGGGCAUUGGAUGGGGCGGGAAGGGGGUUGGGAUUUAGCUUUUAAUUCUUGGUUUGAAAAGAAUAAAGUAGAAUUUAGUUUCUCAA
This is a messenger RNA of Chelonoidis abingdonii (Abingdon island giant tortoise), 4018 nucleotides long. NCBI's taxonomy places the organism in Eukaryota, Metazoa, Chordata, Testudines, Testudinidae. The record is from RefSeq and is a predicted model, not a curated record.